AUGUGUAGCGAGAAUUUUGAAAUGUGUAGUGAGAAGUUUGAAAUGUGUAGCGAGAAUUUUGAAAUGUGUCGUGAGAAUUUUGAGAUGUGUAGGGAGAAUUUGGAAAUGUGUAGUGAGAACUUUGAAAUGUGUAGCGAGGAUUUUGAAAUGUGUAGUGAGAAUUUUGAAAUGUGUAGGGAGAAUUUGGAAAUGUGUAGUGAGAACUUUGAAAUGUGUAGCGAGAAUUUUGAAAUGUGUAGGGAGAAUUUGGAAAUGUGUAGUGAGAAUUUUGAAAUGUGUAGUGAGAAUUUUGAAAUGUGUAGGGAGAAUUUGGAAAUGUGUAGGGAGAAUUUGGAAACGUGUAGUGAGAAUUUUGAAAUGUGUAGUGAGAAGUUUGAAAUGUGUAGUGAGAAUUUUGAAAUGUGUAGCGAGAAGUUUGAAAUGUGUAGUGAGAAUUUUGAAAUGUGUAGGGAGAAUUUGGAAACGUGUAGUGAGAAUUUUGAAAUGUGUAGUGAGAAGUUUGAAAUGUGUAGUGAGAAUUUGGAAAUGUGUAACGAGAAUUUUGAUAUGUGA
This is a messenger RNA of Dendronephthya gigantea, 552 nucleotides long. RefSeq lists its product as uncharacterized. Bases 1 to 552 code for a protein of 183 amino acids. The record is from RefSeq and is a predicted model, not a curated record. Lineage: Eukaryota; Metazoa; Cnidaria; Anthozoa; Malacalcyonacea; Nephtheidae. The transcript has a single exon.